Messenger RNA from Echinostoma caproni, 621 nucleotides. The record is from the annotation of a GenBank genome assembly. Lineage: Eukaryota; Metazoa; Platyhelminthes; Trematoda; Plagiorchiida; Echinostomatidae.
UGUUCUUUUAUUCUGGUUUCACUUCUGGCCUUCACAGAUUCAUGUAGUAGGAUUGCUGUCAAUUUAAUGCCAGCGCUUUACAUAUCUUUCGUUGCAGAUUUUUACCAGUUGACAAUGUCGUAUAGUUAUUGGAAGGCUGGAAAAGCUGAAGAACCGGCAGUUUUUGAAAUAUUUUUCAGGAAGAAUCCAUUUCAGGGUGAAUUUACCAUUUUCGCUGGAUUGUCAGACUGCAUAGAAUACUUGAAAACGUUCACGUUUACCGAAGAAGGUGAGUAUUUGUACAUUCUUUCUCAUUGUCGGGGGAUUCACAACCAGAACCGUGUGCAGCGGAGCAGUGUUUGUGUGUUUGAAAACCCCGUCCAGCGGACGCAUGGUUACGAACAGGCAUUUCACCAAGUGAAACCAGUUAAGCGAACUUCACUGAUUGCCGUCAACCUCGUUAUGUAUACAAAGUUGGUGGUGAUAUAUAAGGUGGAUAGGGAUCGGACCUGUUUUGAGGUAGAGCGGAAGAAGGUAAACCUCUUUUACCAACAGAAAGUACAUAAUCUAACUGUGGAUACGUACUGUUUCAAACAUUCGGACCUGCUAUCUACUCGCAAAUUCAAGGUCUCACAACCAUAA